This is a messenger RNA of Striga asiatica, 432 nucleotides long. NCBI's taxonomy places the organism in Eukaryota, Viridiplantae, Streptophyta, Magnoliopsida, Lamiales, Orobanchaceae. The record is from the annotation of a GenBank genome assembly.
AUGAAUAUGCUGAUCACAACACUAGUUGUCCUAUUGGGGCUGGUCACGAAACUAAAUCCAUCACAAGCAAUCAACGAGAAGGAAACGGUAGUGCUGAAGAAUGACAUCCCAGGUGAAUAUGUGACUAUCCAUCCUUACUCCUCUGAGGACGACCUUGGAGUGCACGUGCUCCCCUAUGGUGCAAAUUUCACUUUUCACUUCCGCAUAAAUAUAUUGUCGACCACCAAAUUCUUGUGCGAUUUUUUCACUGCGCACGGCUCUGGGAACUAUGCUGUUUUCAACACCAGGUUGGGAUAUCAAUGCUGGGGUUACUGCUUGUGGACCAUUGGGACCUAUGGACUGUGCCUCCAGCAAAUCGACAAUCAACUGUACUGCCAAACCUGCAAAAAACCUGCACCUCCUAAGAUGAUAACAAAUGUUAACAAGUUGUAG